This is a messenger RNA of Fragaria vesca subsp. vesca, 2042 nucleotides long. RefSeq lists its product as uncharacterized. Gene Ontology annotation, molecular function: nucleic acid binding; zinc ion binding. The transcript has 3 exons. The record is from RefSeq and is a predicted model, not a curated record. Lineage: Eukaryota; Viridiplantae; Streptophyta; Magnoliopsida; Rosales; Rosaceae. Bases 158 to 1879 code for a protein of 573 amino acids.
AACCCGCCGUUUCGUCACCAUUUCCCCUCUCAAAUUUAGGAAACCAUCCCAACCUCUCCUUAUUCGUCCCAAACGUUUCAUUUUCCUCUCGAAUUCUUCACAACUUAGGGUUUCCUCCUAAUCUGAAUUCUUUGCUCCGUUUAAUUAACCAGCCGCCAUGGAAUUCAAAUUCCGAGCCGGAGACGACCGCCCUGCCUCUUCCUCCUCCACCGUCCGCUACUUCUCCUCCGAGCGAACAAUCCGAGGCCAAUCGGUUCUUCCAUCCUGGGCCGUCUCGCCUCCGCCUCCACCGCCGCCGAGCUCGGGUCCUGACCCGACCGGUUUUCCGAAUCCGGAUUAUUUCACGGUCCAUGACCCGAUCCUGCACCCGACCAACGCCCGCGACGCACUGCAACGGCAGAUGGAGAAGGACAGGAUCAGGGAGGAGAUUCUUGCGGCGGAGAUGGCGCGGCGGCGGGUUCUUGAAGCUGAGGUCAGGAGAGAGCUGAUGAUGGAGCGAGAGAUCGCGAUGAAGAAAGCCGUCGGCGAUGGGCUCGGGUUUGAGGGCCCGUUCGGCCCAAUGCAGCAGGCCCAGUCUUUCGACCAUCGCGUCGGGUUUAGCUCUCGGAGUAGCUCGCCGUUGGCGAUGGUGCCGCGGCUGCCGGAACCUGUGCCUGAUAAUUUGGUGGUCAACGAGGAGUUGACCACGCCGGCUGGUCCUCUUGAGCUUAACAAUGAGAAAUUGAUUUUAUUGGCUAAACCCAACCCAGACCUUUCUGGACUGAAGCGGAAAAAGCUACCAUCAGAGGGUGCUAAUGAGAUUUAUCAAUAUACUAUGAAGAAGAAGAAGAAGAUACCCAAGGAGGAAUGGAGUUGUGCUCUGUGUCAAGUUACUGUAACAGAUGAGAAAACAUUUGAAGGUCACCUUAAUGGUAAGAGGCAUAAGGCCAGCGAAAAGAGACUUGGAGCUGAAAUUCUAGGAAAGAGUUCCAGCAAUGCACCAAUUUCAAAGAGUAAUGCAAAACUUUCUGAGCCUAAAGGUUUAGAGACCACUGCUGCUGCAAGCUCACAAUUAGGGGCCAAGGAAGAAGGUUUGCUUGACCAUAAUGAAGCCGGUGAUGGUUCAGACAAGAAGGAUACAGGUAUUUCAAAAGAGAAAACUUCAGAAGAGAAAAAGGUGGAACUGCGACUGCCAGUGCAGAAAGACCAAUGCGGAGAGGAUUCAAGGAACAAUGUUGAAGUAAAAACAGUGCACAUGAUGCAGAGAAAGGAAGAACCAACAAAAACAAAAAGAUUUGAGGUCCUAUGUGAAAUUUGUAAAGUUGGUAGCAACAAUCCAAAGGUGAUGGAGAAACAUAGGAGCGGGAAGAAGCAUAUGGAUAAGCUUAAGGAACUAAGAAAGAACAAAUUUCAAACCACCAAUGAAGCAAAUGUGAACACUCCCACCACAAAUUCUGUGUCAUCAUCCGGGGCUAUGCAGGAAGCAGUAAAAGGGCUUCAGCAAGAUAUAGAGAUUAGUGUUGCAGCGGCUAAUGUGAUCAAAGAAGCAAAUGCGAGCAUUUCAACCACAAUUCCUGUGGCAUCAUUGGCGGCGACUGAGAAGGCAGAAACUGUGGAGCUUCAGGAAUCUACUCAUGUCACCAAAGAAGCAGAUGUGAGCAUUCCAAACGCAGUUGCCGUGACAUCACGGGGACCUAGUGAAGAGACAAAAGCUGGUAGGCUGCUUGAGGAAGUUAUAAAGAAUAAUGUUCCAACCACUAAUGUGACCAAAGAAGCAAUUGCCAACAUGCCAACCACAACCUCAGUUGCCGUGGAAUCAUUCUGGGCUACUCAGGCGGCAGAAAUUUCGAGGAAAUUGGAGGCUUAUGAAAAGUUGAUCAAAGUAAAGUUAACCGAAUAGGGCGUGUCGAUGAUGAAAAUAUCAGGGGCCAAGGCAUUGCUGACUGCUUGUUAUUCCUUGUUAAUUUUGAUAAGCAAGCAACAUUCUAGUUGUAGAUUCCUUUCCUACAUUCUUUUGUAGAUCUGACUUGUUCUAUUCCAUGCUUAGUCGGUUGGUUCGAUGC